Sphenostylis stenocarpa is the source of this 486-nucleotide messenger RNA. The record is from the annotation of a GenBank genome assembly. Lineage: Eukaryota; Viridiplantae; Streptophyta; Magnoliopsida; Fabales; Fabaceae.
AUGGGAGGGUGGUGGAAGCUCACAUGUGCCCUUUUGCUACUCCUCUCCGCCGUAGCCACCGCCACUGACCACAUUGUGGGUGCCAAUCGUGGCUGGAACCCUGGCAUCAACUACACUCUUUGGGCCAACAACCACACUUUCUAUGUCGGCGACCUUAUCUCAUUCAGGUACCAAAAGAACCAAUACAAUGUGUUUGAGGUGAACCAAACUGGGUAUGACAACUGCACCUUGGAUGGGGCAGUGGGGAAUUGGAGCAGUGGCAAGGAUUUCAUACCCCUGAAUAAGGCAAAGAGAUAUUACUUCAUUUGUGGGAAUGGCCAAUGCUUCAGUGGAAUGAAGGUGUCUGUUCUUGUCCAUCCUCUUCCUUCUCCUCCCUCUGCAGUUGCUGCUGAACAUUCAACGCCACACUCUGCUUCUCCUCUGCUCCUCCCACGCUCUCUACUGCUUUCUUAUGUUCUGGCUUGCUUUGGAUUUGUUUGGAUGUAG